UCGUUUUUUAAGCAUAGCUCAGACCGCCCCCCCCCUAAUGUUGCAGGUCAAGACAGAGCUGUGUGGGAACCUUGCACAAAAUCUGCCUGUAUAACCAGCUCUCCUCAGUCCUUUUUAAUCCCUCCUUUUCUUGAGAGCCAAGCACAUGCAGUUAUGUGUGAGCUUCAGUCUUAUCUGAAGAAUGAUGGAACAGAAUUUGGAGGCUCCAUUUACCAGAAGGUGAAUGAUAAACUGGAAACUGCCGUGAAUCUUGCUUGGACAGCCGGUAAUAGCAACACUCGCUUUGGAAUAGCAGCCAAGUAUCAGAUUGACCCAGAUGCCUCUUUUUCUGCUAAAGUGAACAACUCCAGUCUGAUCGGCUUAGGAUACACUCAGACUUUAAAGCCAGGUAUCAAACUGACACUGUCAGCUUUGUUGGAUGGCAAAAAUGUCAACGCGGGUGGUCACAAACUUGGUCUAGGAUUGGAAUUUGAAGCAUAAGGAGUGAUUCUACAAUCGCUAAUUUGAAAAUACAGCAUAGCUACCUUCAGAAUAUAGUGUACCUUUCAAUGUUUUAUGUCUGGGAUGCAAGUAUUGCUAAGUAUCAGUCCUGCUAGUCCUGGUUAAAGACAGCUAAGCUUUAAAAAUGAUGUUGUUAAAGAAACGGAGACAAAAGCAUAAAAAAAAAAAAAUCCUAAUUCCAGGCUUUUUUUUUUUUUAAUGUGAUUGCCCAUCGCAUCUGUCAGCUGCCACAUGAUAGGAAGUAGGAAGGUGCCGAUUACCUUUCCUAAGGUAUUGACUGCAUGAGGAAUAUUUUAAUGUGGUAUAAAAACAGAGACGUUAAGAAUCGCAGAGCACUAUAUUGUACUGUUAAUUCCGUAAGCAAAAUGUUCCAACACUUAAGGUUUCAAUUCACGAUGGAAUGUGCAAACUU
Molecule: messenger RNA, 913 nt
Organism: Pelecanus crispus (Dalmatian pelican)
Lineage: Eukaryota; Metazoa; Chordata; Aves; Pelecaniformes; Pelecanidae
Source: RefSeq, a predicted model, not a curated record